CAGACUGGCGAUCAGGGUGACGGUCUGAAGGAGCAAGUAGGUCGGGUGGCCAGCUGGGCCGUACACGUGGACAAACUACUUCAGGACCCAGUCGGCGUUGAAGUCUUUUCGGAAUUCCUGAGGAAAGAGUUCAGCGAAGAGAACAUCUUGUUUUGGAAGGCGUGUGAGAAGUACCGUCAACUGACAGGUGACUCUGAGCGCAACGUUCAGGACGGAGUCAUCUAUGGCCGCUUUUUGUCCCCCACGGCAGAUGAUCCCGUGAAUGUGGAUGAUGUAGCCCGCUCUCACACGCGGAUGUUUCUGGACAAUCCCGCAGUCGACAUGUUUGAUGAGGCUCAGAAGCAGAUCCAUCAACUGAUGCGUCGUGACAGUUAUGUGAGAUUCGUCAAGUCUGAUUUGUACAAGAACAAGUUAAUGGAGGAAAUGGAGGGUAAACCUGGACAGACUGGCGAUCAGGGUGACGGUCUGAAGGAGCAAGUAGGUCGGGUGGCCAGCUGGGCCGUACACGUGGACAAACUACUUCAGGACCCAGUCGGCGUUGAAGUCUUUUCGGAAUUCUUGAGGAAAGAGUUCAGCGAAGAGAACAUCUUGUUUUGGAAGGCGUGUGAACAGUACCGUCAACUGACAAGUGACUCUGAGCGCAACGCUGAGGCCGGAGUCAUCUAUGGCCGCUUUUUGUCUCCCACGGCAGAUGAUCCCGUGAAUGUGGAUGGUGUAGCCCGCUCUCACACGCGGACGUUUCUGGACAAUCCCACAGUCGACAUGUUUGAUGUGGCUCAGAAGCAGAUAUAUCAACUGAUGCGUCGUGACAGUUAUGUGAGAUUCGUCAAGGCUGAUUUGUACAAGAACAAGUUAAUGGAGGAAAUGGAGGGUAAACCUCUGCAGGGACAGAUGCCAGACAAACUACCAGUAGAAAAAAGAGAAGAGAAAAGAGUGAGUAUAUAUUUGAAGUUAUCAGCCAGGGAUGAAUUUUUAAUUGAGAUUUUUCAGGGAGAGUUUGACCUUUCUGAGUACACUGCCUGCCCACAACGUGCUGCAUCAGCAAGUCCGAUAACUGGCUCUCAUCGUGUUCUCACCCUGAGACACUAUCGGUCACUGGGAAUCUUUUGA
This is a messenger RNA of Aplysia californica (California sea hare), 1110 nucleotides long. Its product is annotated as regulator of G-protein signaling 10-like. The coding region runs from base 295 to 1110 and encodes 271 amino acids. Gene Ontology annotation, molecular function: GTPase activator activity. The record is from RefSeq and is a predicted model, not a curated record. The transcript has 8 exons. NCBI's taxonomy places the organism in Eukaryota, Metazoa, Mollusca, Gastropoda, Aplysiida, Aplysiidae.